Penicillium odoratum is the source of this 192-nucleotide messenger RNA. RefSeq lists its product as uncharacterized. The record is from RefSeq and is a predicted model, not a curated record. Lineage: Eukaryota; Fungi; Ascomycota; Eurotiomycetes; Eurotiales; Aspergillaceae. The transcript has 2 exons. The coding region runs from base 1 to 192 and encodes 63 amino acids.
AUGUUCCUCUCGGCUUCGACUGCCUUCCCUCUCCUCACUAAUAUGGAUGGGGUUCACGGAGGCAGCCCCUGGGGCGCUGGUACCAUUGCUGGUGGCGAUGGUUCUCGGCAACCCUCCACUCUUGAGCUCCAGAUCGCCGAGACUCAGGGCAAGUCCUUCUACGAGCAUGUCUCCAAGACCAACUCCGCUUGA